UUGUAAUAAACUGGUUGUUCUGAAAAUGUUGAUAGUUCACUUCGAAUGCAAUGGGAAUGGUCACUGUCAAAUGUUUAGAAAAUUUUGGAUAUUUUAUUAUUUUUCUUCAUAUCAUUUCAGCUGAACAUAGUUUUAACGAUAUUGUGUUUGCAAUAGAACGGUCAUCGAAUGUGACAGAAACCGAAUUCCUUCAUAGUAUCGAUUUUAUAUACAACUUGACGGAGUUGUUCGCCAUUGGACAAAAUGACACAUUAGUUUCUAUACUAACUUUUUCGAGCUCUGCUCGAGUAGAAUUUGCUCUAAAUGAUCACGAAAAUAAAACAUCGCUCUUAGAGGCAAUUUCAUCCUUGAAAAGUUUGCGAACUGAAGAAGUUGCCAAUAUCCCUUUGGCCUUAAACAUUAUCCAGGAAUACAUUCUACAAGAACAGCAGGGAGCAAGAUCUGGUGCCAACAGAACUAUAAUAGCACUAGUUAAAGGCAGGAUUAAUAUUACAUACAUUUCUGGAAUAAUUUCAAAGGAUGAAACAAAUGUUAUGUGCAUUGACAUGGAUAAUAUAGAAACAACAAAUGCACUUUGUACAGUUAUUUCAUCAUUUAGGUCAAAAUUAGAUGACAAUUUGAACAUAACAUCUACAAAUUGUGUGUCUGACGACAUUUUUAACGUUAGCCAGUCAACCUCACCAGACGAUAUUUUCAACGUGAGCCAGACAGUUUCCAGUCCUUUAAUAAAUACAGAACCUGAACACACUUAUGACAUUCUCGUGAUAAUAUUCGCAUCAGUUGCCAUAGUAAUAACUGGCAAUUUAAUUUAUUUUACAAGAAGAUUUUGGAAUACGUGUUCCAAUCUAGGAUCAAAGAAAAGGCGAAAGAAUUCAUUGGAGAUUGAAAACAAUUCUAUGUUGGACUCGAUAAGUCAAAACAAUUAAUAUCCUUAACUUAUUCCAUAUUUGUAAAAUAUUUUCAUUUCUAUUUAUUCAUUUAUAAAGUAUCAUUGCACAAAAUUACUUCAAGUUAUAUUA
This is a messenger RNA of Mytilus trossulus (common blue mussel), 1019 nucleotides long. Its product is annotated as collagen alpha-3(VI) chain-like. NCBI's taxonomy places the organism in Eukaryota, Metazoa, Mollusca, Bivalvia, Mytilida, Mytilidae. The coding region runs from base 51 to 926 and encodes 291 amino acids. The record is from RefSeq and is a predicted model, not a curated record. The transcript has 5 exons.